Messenger RNA from Lasiodiplodia theobromae, 975 nucleotides. RefSeq names its product Homeobox and C2H2 transcription factor. The transcript is spliced from 2 exons. The record is from RefSeq and is a predicted model, not a curated record. The coding region runs from base 1 to 975 and encodes 324 amino acids. Lineage: Eukaryota; Fungi; Ascomycota; Dothideomycetes; Botryosphaeriales; Botryosphaeriaceae.
AUGGUUGAGAAUUCCAUACCCCCAUACCUCAUCCACUACGAGCGCAACUCGCCCUGGCCGUUCACCACGCACCAAGGGCCGCCUGAGACCCCGACCAGUGCAUUCGAGCUGAUUCAGAUAGAACUGGACUAUUUCGCAAUGAACUACUCCAAUACCCAACACUCGAUGCCUUCUGAUCAGGAGCUUCAGUACGAAGCCUGCUGCAUCAUCUUCGGCUCCGAAAUGCUUUCGCGAGACCCGGCAACACCACCGCCAUCUUGGCUCCGCGACCUUCUCAUGUCGUCCGAGGAAAUCACCAAUCAGGCGCGAAUACGCCCCAUGAAAAGCGCUGCCAAGUCUCGAAUCACCCAUCUGAAAAUCCACGGCAAAGACAGCAUCUUCGAGGCAUGCAAUAUGGAGGCGCAGCUGCAUGAAUACGUGGAUAUGCCAAAGCUAUUAGGUUUGGAAGUGGGAGAUGCUGAGCUCCAGAGCGAGGCAUGUAGCAUUGUUAGGUGCAUGGAAGCUUUGUCGCCAAACCCCUCAGAGACGUUUGUUAAACUGUUGACAAGUCUGAUUUAUAGCUCAACACAUUGGCUUGCGCCUUUCCGCCGCCGCGCGGAUCUACCAUUGGUAGAAGGCUCGUCGGCGCCUGCACUGGCCAAUGAUACUGAGAUGCAGCGCAUCUCGGUCGAUGACCCAAUUAUGAGCUCAGAAUUACCGAGUGAUGGGCUCUCGACGAUAGAUCCAGUGCUCUUAACGUCCAGUAAUUUGUGUAGUGCAGCUGCUGGUGGCUCUACCCCUGGCUCUGGGACAAGCAAUGGGAUUGAAAGCGCCACACCGUUCUUCCUCACUGAUCAUAACAACUGCUACAGACGCCUUGCCAGGGGCCUGUCUCGGUUCGUGGCGAUCACCAUCUCUACACGCAACCCGAACAGGCAUGUGCCCACUGAUGAGGAGCUUCAGCACCAGGCUCGAUGGAUCAUGUUUGACGAGUGA